Molecule: messenger RNA, 8286 nt
Organism: Paramormyrops kingsleyae
Lineage: Eukaryota; Metazoa; Chordata; Actinopteri; Osteoglossiformes; Mormyridae
Product: microtubule-associated serine/threonine-protein kinase 1-like
Biological process (GO): peptidyl-serine phosphorylation; cytoskeleton organization; intracellular signal transduction
Molecular function (GO): ATP binding; protein binding; protein serine/threonine kinase activity
Source: RefSeq, a predicted model, not a curated record
UGCAUUUUUUUCUGCGGCUCAUUCAGGACCAGGGGUUGUCUCUAAAACCUGUGUGGAUUGGAUCCAGAAUCUAAAUUUCAUUUAGUUUCAAGUUCGCGGCGGUUUGUACGGGCUUACAAGUAAUGCUACCUUACAAGUAAUGCUACACAUGAUAACAGCUGUAUCUCAUUUUCCUCUUUUUUGUCCAAGAAGAGAAGCCCCUGGUUACACGUUAACACGUUUGCUCUGUCAUUCUCUUAGGAUCGAUGCGUGCGGUCACAUAGCUGGGUAAAAACGUUUCUGCUUGUAAUAUGUAGCAUUAUUCUGCUUUAAUCUUAUAAAUGACAACGACAAACAGACCCGGACGGGCUUGAUGAGAGUUUGGCAUCCGAGGAAAUCUGAGUGUGAAAUGGACGAAUCUGCGGCGUAAGGUCGAUAGACUUUCUUUACGUUUUCAGUGGGAAAAAAUCCUGAUCCAGGUCGAGCACAGGUAAAAAUGUAGAACGGAAUGCUUAAGGUUUCUAGGGGAAUAAAAUGCCUCUGCUUAUGUAUUUUGGUAAACCGGUGGUUACAUUUGUGGGACAUAGAUCUGGAAAUAGCAGCAGAACGAAAUGAUUGGAAAGCGAAGCGGAAUCACACGGGAGGGAUCCGAGGGAACGUAAUGUCACCCAGGCGGGGAACGAAGCGGGAGUCACGGUGAUAUUAAAGACUGCCGUGUCACCGAAUUAAAUACGAUAAACAGCUAAAAACCAGUUAUUGGUGAAUGAAACUGUUAACAUUUUUUCCUAAUGUGUGAUGACAAAACAUGGGGGGUCGCACAUCGAGUGGCAUGUAUUUAAUUCACCGCACUAAUAGGCUUUCGGUCUGUGCUGAAAUUAUAAGUCGUUAAUAAUAGAUCAGCCAUUUUUCUAAUAGGAAGUGCUCCUUUGUGGUUAUUUUUAUUUUUUGCUCUGGGUGCGCGCCCUGGCAUCCGAUAGCCUCGGUAGUGUUCACCCACGGCUCGGGUGCCUCUGAGUCCGGCUGAGAAAUCUCUCGUACCGGCGCUGCUGGGAUGCAGCAGGGCGCCUGUGCGUGCCGCAGAGUCACACCAGGACGCCUUUGGUUCCGGGCCCGGUAGCGUAAAAGAAAGAAAUAAACCCUCCGAGGUCUGCUCCUCCAGGUGUCCGCCCGCGAUCUCGCUAUGGACGACUCGGGGAUCAUUCGGAGAAGGAGGUUGCAGGAUCUUCCACUUCCACGCAAAAGUAGCAGCUGCAGAGCCAGUAACAGGAAGAGUCUGAUCCUGACAAGCACGUCGCCCACUCUGCCCCGCCCACACUCGCCCCUCCCGGGACAUCUUGGAAGCAGUCCGCUGGAUAGCCCUCGGACCUUCACCCCCAGCAACCCCGCUCACUUCUCCUUCGCCUCCUCCAGGAGGGCAGAUGGCAGGAGAUGGUCUCUGGCCUCCCUGCCCUCCUCGGGAUAUGGAACCAACACCCCCAGCUCGACGUCCUCCAGCUCUUCCCAGGAACGGCUGCACCAGCUUCCCUUCCAGCCCACCAUGGACGAGUUGCACUUCCUGUCGAAGCACUUUGGCAGCACGGAGAGCAUCGCGGACGACCCUGGGGGGCGCCGCUCUCCCCACGUCAGGCCCCGGUCCCGUAGCCUCAGCCCCGGUCGAUCACCCUCCUGCUUCGACAAUGAGAUUGUGAUGAUGAACCACGUCUACAAGGACCGCUUCCCUAAGGCCACGGCACAAAUGGAGGAGCGCUUAGCCGACUUCAUCCAGGCCUACUCCCCGGAGAACGUGCUGCCCCUGGCUGACGGGGUCCUCAGCUUCAUCCACCACCAGAUCGUGGAGCUGUCCCGCGACUGCCUGGCCAAGGCACGUGGUGCCCUCAUCUCCAGCAUCUACUUCAUCGAGCUGCAGGAGAGCCUGGAGAGGCUGCUGCAGGACGCGUAUGAACGCUCUGAGAGCUCAGAGCUGACGUUUGUCACAGAGCUGGUGAAGAAACUCCUCAUCAUCAUCUCUCGCCCCGCCAGACUCCUCGAGUGCCUGGAGUUCAACCCCGAGCAGUUCUACCACCUCCUGGAGGCUGCAGAAGAUCACGCCAAAGAGGGUCACCUGAUGAAGACGGACAUCCCCCGCUACAUCAUUAGCCAGCUUGGGCUUACCAGGGACCCCCUGGAGGAGAUGGUUCACCUUGAAAGCUGCGACAGUGCGGGGUCCCACACCCCGGAGACAGAGGACUCCGAGGGCAAGAUGAAGGCUAUUAAGCCACCCAGUGAAAGCGACUUCCAGAAUAUCAAACUGAUCAGCCACGGCGCCUAUGGCGCGGUGUACCUGGUCCGACACCUGGAGACGCGGCAGCGCUUUGCCAUGAAGAAGAUCAACAAGCAAAACCUGAUCCUGAGGAACCAGAUCCAACAGGCCUUCGUGGAGAGGGACAUCCUGACCUUUGCGGAGAACCCGUUUGUGGUUGGCAUGUUCUGCUCCUUUGAGACACGCCGGCACCUCUGCAUGGUCAUGGAGUAUGUGGAGGGGGGAGACUGUGCCACUCUGCUGAAGAACAUUGGCGCCCUGCCCGUGGAGAUGGCACGCAUGUACUUCGCUGAGAGCGUCCUGGCACUGGAGUACAUUCACAACUACGGCAUAGUGCAUCGUGACCUCAAGCCAGACAACCUGCUGAUCACAGCCAUGGGACACAUCAAGCUCACAGACUUUGGCCUGUCCAAGAUCGGUCUGAUGAACCUGACCACCAACCUGUACGAGGAGCACAUCGAGAAGGACACCCGCGAGUUCCUGGACAAGCAGGUGUGUGGCACCCCGGAGUACAUUGCCCCAGAGGUGAUCCUUCGGCAGGGCUAUGGCAAGCCGGUGGACUGGUGGGCCAUGGGCAUCAUCCUGUAUGAGUUCCUGGUGGGCUGCGUGCCCUUUUUCGGCGACACCCCUGAGGAACUCUUCGGACAAGUGAUCACAGAUGCCAUUGCCUGGCCUGAGGAGGAGGAGGCCCUUCCUGCUGAUGCCCAAAGCCUCAUUUCAGCUCUUCUGCAGACAAGCCCAUUGAUUCGGUUGGGCACAGGUGGCGCUGCUGAGGUGAAGCAGCACUCAUUCUUCUCCGAGCUGAACUGGAACAGUCUGCUAAGACAGAAGGCAGAGUUCAUUCCUCACUUAGAAUCAGAGGAGGACACCAGCUACUUUGACUCGCGGUCGGAACGCUACCAUCAUAUCAACUCGUACGAUGAGGACGACACCAACGACGAUGAGCCAGUGGAGAUCCGACAGUUUUCGUCCUGCUCCCCCCGGUUCAGCAAGGUGUACAGCAGCAUGGAGCACCUCUCACAGCUGGAGCCGAAACUGUCCACGGUGACCAGGCGGGAACGCAAGGGCCCACAGGAGGACCGGCGGCCCAAGAGGGAGAGUCUGGGCAGCCUGAGCGCCCUGGGGCUGCGUGACCGCAGCUGGAGGGUGGGCUCUCCUGACAUGAAGCGCCUGUCCUGCUCCGAGCUGUCCUACAUGGAGAGUGACUCCAGCCCUCCACUUGGUGCCCGCCGCCGUUUCUCGGCCCUUAUGGACACGCACCGCCUGUCCUCACCACUGGAGGGCGACCCUGAGCAACAGCCUCGCCAGCAUCCAGUUAAGACCAGGGGAAAGUCCUUCGAGGGGGUAGCGGCCACCUCCACCGCUCAGGCCGAACAGAGUGCCCCCCUAAAGGAGGACGUCGGGGGUGCCAUGGGAGACAUUAUGAGGACAGCUGGAGAAUUGGCAGGUCCAGCAGUCGCUGCUGUGGCUGCGGGGGCCCCCAGGGACCUUGUCCUGCGUCACACGCGGCAGCCGCUGCUGGGAGACGGAGAGAAGCAGGGCCAGCGGGCCGGGGGCAAGGUUAUCAAGUCAGCCUCGGCCACAGCCCUGUCCGUCAUCAUCCCCUCAGUGGAGCCACAUGGAACAUCCCCACUGGCCAGUCCCAUGUCCCCUCGCUCACUCUCCUCCAACCCGUCGUCGCGGGACUCCUCCCCCAGCCGCGACUGCUGCCCCGCUGUCAGCGCGCCACGUUCACCCAUCACCAUCCACCGCUCAGGCAAGAAGUAUGGCUUCACGCUGCGUGCCAUCCGCGUCUACAUGGGUGACAGCGACGUCUACAGCGUGCACCACAUGGUCUGGCAUGUGGAAGACGGUGGCCCCGCCCAGGAGGCGGGCCUCUGUGCCGGUGACCUCAUCACACACGUGAACGGGGAGUCGGUCCACGGAUUGGUCCACACAGAAGUCGUGGAGCUCAUUUUGAAGAGCGGAAACAAGGUGAUGGUCACCACCACGCCCUUUGAGAACACCUCCAUCAAGAUAGGACCCGCCCGCAGAUCCAGCUACAAAUCAAAGAUGGCGCGAUGCAGCAAGAGAACCAUGUCCAAGGAGGGGCAGGAGAGUAAGAAGCGCAGCUCUCUGUUCCGGAAGAUCACCAAGCAGGCCAACCUGCUGCACACCAGCCACAGUCUGUCUUCCCUCAACCGCUCCUUGUCCUCCAGUGACAGCCUCCCCGGCUCGCCCACGCAUGGCCUGUCUGCCCGCUCGCCCACUCAGAGCUUCCGCUCCACCCCUGACUCCGCCUACCUAGGCACCUCCUCCCAGAGCAGCUCCCCGUCCUCCAGCACACCCAACUCUCCGGCGGCGUCCCAGCACGCGCGACCCAGCUCACUGCAUGGCCUGUCGCCCAAGCUGCACCGGCAGUACCGCUCGGCCCGCUGCAAGUCCGCCGGCAACAUCCCACUGUCGCCGCUGGCGCACACGCCCUCGCCCACGGCCUGCUCGCCGCCACCGCCACUGCCGGGCCACUUGGUGGGCAGCUCCAACACCACGCAGGCCUUCCCGGCCAAGCUGCACUCCUCGCCUCCGGUGACCCGUCCGCGGCCCAGGAGUGCCGAACCGCCCCGCUCCCCACUGCUGAAGCGCGUUCAGUCUGCCGAGAAAGUGGCCCCACCCUUCCCCUGCUCCCAGGACAAGAAAGUGGGUGGGGUCACUGGAAUGGGCGGGGUCAUUGGAAUGGGUGGGGCCACAGGAAUGGGCGGACGCAAGCACGGCCUGGAGUCCCUUCACCCGGAGCACCGCAAGGAGCCCUUUCACAGCGAACUGCCCCUGCAGAGCCUGCUGGAGACGGAGGCCGAGGGUCCUGCCACCUCCACCCCAGGGCCCACCACCCAGAGGGCAGCCCCUCCCAAACCCAUGCGGAAAUUAGGGAGGCAGGAGUCACCUCUGAGCCACGAAGUCCUGCUGGCAGAGAUGGAGAGAUUGAGAAAAGAACCAGAGGAGGGGCGCACCAAGACAGAGCCGGAAAAACUCACUGAGGGGGUUCAGCUCGCCCAGGCCCUGCCUGGCUGUAUGCCCCCAGUGACAGCAGAGUCCCUGACUGGCCAAACAGUGCUCCCCCUAGUGAGGGAUCAGAGAUCCACCCCUGUCAGUAAGCCUGUGGACCUGAACCUUCCAGUCUCAAACACCUCAGAGAAGCUUGUGGCAUCUGGCCUGGUCCAGAGUGUGGCCACCUUAGACCACAAGCAGUGGGACCGGCUACAGGAGACCCUCCCAGCCUGCAAGGCGGGAAAGACGGAGGAGCAAAAAGAGAGGAAGCAGGGGGCUGGCAGAUUAAUGGAGCCCAUGGGGUCCAGCCUGCAGGGGGACGCGGUCUCCACAACGGACAGGGCUGAAACCAGACUGGCAGAGACUAAGAAUGAAAACCUACAUAUCAGUCACUCUGAUGCAGAAACCAGGGCUAAAAGCGCCACCCUUGUAGCUUCUGGUCCUGCUGUAGCUCCAGGCUCAUCUCCUGCACUGGCAUCAGCCAAGCUGAACAUGGACAAGGGCUCAGGCCCAGUUCCAGAGGACAAGAGUCUCCUUGAGGUGGCAGAGGAGCGCAAUACGUCUUCCUGCCCCUGCCAGCCUAUCUCCCCCUGUGCCAAGGCCAGCUCUGCAACCCACACAGCCAGCAUGGUAAAGACUGUGCUGGGGCCUGGUACUCAGGAGGCAGCCCUGGGAAAAGGGAGCGCUAAGGGGGUGGGUGGGAGGAGAGCCAGCCCUGCCGGUCAGACGGGGGAUUCCUCUGAGGGUCCGCCAGCCGAUCCCACGGCGACGGCAGGCCCAGGUGGCGCCGCUCAGCGUCUCCAACACUGACCGGAGCUCCUCCAGACUGCACCUGUGAGUGCCAGUGGAUUGGCCAGGGGCUUCGAGGGCGGGGUCAGGGGCGGGGUUUACUGAGAAUCAAUCACAGAACACAGCACAAUUUCAAGCCCUUAAACAUUCCAGUCAAGGGGAAAAAAAUGUAACUUAACAAUAAAAUGCAAAGUGUAAAUAAAUGUAUAUCGAAACAAGUAGCCAAAACCCAACUGUCAAGGUGCUUCUUAAUACUGCGUCAUUCGCACCAUUACUUAGACAAAUGCAGACAAAUAUGAAAGUUGCGGGUUGGCGGCAAAACCUUCCGUUUCUGCGUCUAGUUAUAGCCGAAUUCUAGCAGAGAAUCGAAGCGUCUGAGGAACUGGGGACAGACCCAUUUUUGAGAGGCGGAAUCUGAUUGGUGGAAAGCUUCCCAUGUGACCUCUGCCUGUCGCUUUUGUCUGGCUGAAGAUCACAGUUCAUAUAGCAGGCAGGGCAGUGUUGCAGUGGUGUUGCCUAGUGGUGUGUUAGUGUGCUUACAGGGCUGGGCUUGCACUAGGGCCCUAGGAGGCCGCAACCUGUGGACAUCUUGGUUUAACUCAGCUGGUGCAGUGAACUGAACUCAGUCAUGCAGUGGGUAAUUAAUCACUACCUUACAUAUCAGGCAUUUUGGCUUAAUCUGCUAUAUUUUCUUUAGAAAAAAGAAAUGCCACAUAACUAUUCCUAAUUCCAAAGUUCAAAGCGUACGACAGAAAUGGCAGGGAUACUAGCGUGAUAUCUGCGUAGAGUUUUUAAAAAGAUCGACUCAAAGCUGUUAAUAAAGUAUUUGACCUUUGUAGAGUUUUGUUCUGGUGUGUGAUUCACUUCAGACUUUUCUGUAGAUGUGAGACAUUUUAACUCCAGAAUUUGGGUGACCGUGCAUCUCCAAGGGCUAAAUCUGGAUUCGUGCAAAUAAAGAAUGUGGUUUGGUGGAGGUUACAGUGGAGGUUACAGAAAGGGAAUGUCGACCCCUUUCUCCUUUGUGAAUGUUACAGUAAUGAAUCACUAUGAAUCUCUGUAUAAUGAACUAUCCAUACAAUGAAAGCGUUGAAAGUCUAUAGGCUUUGAAAUGGAGUUACUUGAAAUUCUAGGAAAGGUGAACACGUGAAUAUCUUUGCCAGGACUAGCACCAAAAAUAUUUCUGUAAAAGAACAUAGUCUCACAUGGCUUUGUUAUUAGAAUUCGCUCUAACUGUUGUGUGCAAAAACAAAAAAAAAAAUACUGACUGGCUUAAAACUGUUUUUUGUCCUCAGUUGUAUGCAAAACACUUUCCAUAUAUGAGAUGUCUGAAAUUUAGUGUCAGUGUUUUAGUCAAGUGCUGUUUACAAUAUGCGUAAUAAUAUGCAAAGGUCUUUUGACUAGUUAGCUUCAGGUUAUUUUUCCUGUGGUAAAUGUUGGCCUUUUCCGUUGCUUAGCUAUGACUUACUGCCCUCUAGUGGUAAAUAACGCCCUUUAAAACAAAGCCUGUCUUUUGGAUAGACCUGUCAUUACUGCAUCACACAAAGCAGAGUCAAGAGCUGAGAACUCGUGCUCAAAGCACGUCAGUGUGUUUCUUUUGGUGUGUUUAUGUUAUGAUUUCUCACAGCUGCUUUCUGGUUUUGUUAUUUUCAUAAGGCAGCAAUUUCACAGAUUGAAAAAAAAGACAUAUUUUAAUGCUGUAAAAAUAGAUUAAAUUAUUAUUUAUUUUUUAUCGAUGGGUCAUGAAUAUUAGUGUGAUAUUGGUGAACUGAAACUGUGGUUGUCCUGAGUAGAGCAGGUAAUACACUGUCCUGUGGAGAAGGGACGAAAUGCUUCACUUUACCGCUAAAACUGUGUAGCUCACAUUUCUAAGCAGCUCGAAGCCUCAUAAUUGUGAUGUGCGUCAGUUUUUUAUUUUAAAAAGUUUUAAAUGCACUUUACCUGACACGUUCAUGUAUUUAUCUUUAUGAAGUCUGGGGCAUUUUUCAUACUGUAUUAUCUAUUGCUGCAGUGCUGGUGAGAGAAUGCCGUUUCUGGUUUUCCGUCUACAUUUUUGCGUGCUGUGGGUGAUGUAUUCCCACCGACUGUCCCAGUAGAAUCAUUUUACGCUUGUAUGUUUUAAUGGCACUGUUAUUGUGCUUAUUGUGAAUAUGAUACAGAGAGUUCACUAUGUGCAGUAAAAUGUAAUAAAAAUCGGA